This is a messenger RNA of Hirundo rustica (Barn swallow), 781 nucleotides long. RefSeq names its product persephin. Gene Ontology annotation, molecular function: growth factor activity; receptor tyrosine kinase binding; glial cell-derived neurotrophic factor receptor binding. NCBI's taxonomy places the organism in Eukaryota, Metazoa, Chordata, Aves, Passeriformes, Hirundinidae. The record is from RefSeq and is a predicted model, not a curated record.
AUGCCGGGACUCUCCCCGUCCUUCCUCCUCCUCCUCCUCCUCCUCCUCCUCCUCCCGGGGUCCUCCCGCGCCCCCCCCGCGCCCCCCUCCCCGGCUCCCUGCGGCCUGCGCAGCGUUUCUGUCGGGGUGGGGGCUCUGGGUCUGGGGUACCCGUCCCCCGAGAGCGUGGUGUUCCGCUACUGCUGGGGGGGCUGCCCGGCGCCCCCCACCCUGCACGGGCUGGCGCUGGGGGCCGUGCUGGGGGCCGGGGGGGGCUCGGCCUCGGGGGGCGGGGGUCCCUGCUGCCGCCCCACCCGCUACGAGGACGUGGCCUUCCUGGACUCGGAGCUGCGCUGGCAGCGGCUGCCGCGGCUUUCGGCGGGGGCCUGCGCGUGCCUGGGGUGAGACCCCCGACCCCCCCCCUCUCUAAAGGGACCCCCACCCUCAAAAACCACCCCCUCACUCUGAAACCCCCCCAAAAAAAACCCCCUCCCCAAAAUCUCCCCAGCUCCGGGAGGUGUUACCCCCCCCCCCAUCCUCUAAAAAACCCUCUACCCCAAAAAAAAAACCUCUCCCCAAAACCAAAAACCCCCUCCCCAAAAACUCCUCCCCACCUCUGGGAAGUGUUACCCCCCUGCCUCUAAAAAAACCCCCUCCCCAAAAACUCCUCCCCGCCUCCGGGGGGGUGUCGUUGGGGCAGGGGUCUCUCUCUCUCUCUCUCUUUACACCCCCAAAAGCUCCCCCUGGUUCUCAGCUCCGGGGGGGUUUGGGGGUUCCCCCUCCCCAAAAAAAAAAACAAGAA